AUGGCAACAGAGCAGCCCGUGAUCGACUGGGCGCAUUAUCGGUUGGUGUUCGGGAAUGUGUCGCCGUACUUCUGGGCGUACGUCGGCAUCGCCGUCUGCGUCGGCGCGUCCAUCCUCGGCGCGGCCUGGGGCAUCUUCAUCACGGGCUCGUCGCUGAUCGGCGCCGCGAUGAAGGCGCCGCGCAUCACCAGCAAGAACCUCAUCUCCAUCAUCUUCUGCGAGGCCGUGGCCAUCUACGGCGUCAUCGUCGGCAUCAUCCUGCAGACCAAGGUCGACUACGCGCCGCCGCCCUACGACGCCCAGCAGUACGCCGCGGGCUACGCGAUCUUCGGCGCCGGCCUCACCGCGGGGCUCUCCAACCUCUUCUGUGGGAUCUGCGUGGGGGUCGUGGGCAGCAGCACGGCGCUGUCCGACGCGCAGAACGCCACGCUGUUCAUCAAGAUCCUGGUGGUUGAGAUCUUCGGGUCCGCGCUGGGCCUCUUCGGGGUGAUCGUGGGGAUCAUCAUCGCCGGGAGCGCGGACUUCAAGCCCGCGACGUAG
Molecule: messenger RNA, 540 nt
Organism: Pedinophyceae sp. YPF-701
Lineage: Eukaryota; Viridiplantae; Chlorophyta; Pedinophyceae
Source: the annotation of a GenBank genome assembly